Rangifer tarandus platyrhynchus (Svalbard reindeer) is the source of this 216-nucleotide messenger RNA. NCBI's taxonomy places the organism in Eukaryota, Metazoa, Chordata, Mammalia, Artiodactyla, Cervidae. The record is from the annotation of a GenBank genome assembly.
AUGCCUGUCUCGGCUCAGCGCGGUUGCUGGGGCCCAGCCGAGGCGCCCGGAGUCCUAGCGGAGGCGGAGGCUGGCGUCCCGGGCCUUUCCUCCAGAGCAUCCGUGCCGGAGCUGCCCGAGCUGGCACCUGGCCAGCGGCUGCAUCCCGGCGGCCUCUCCGUGGCUCGUCUGGCCGUUCAGAGGCGGGGCUGCCGUAUCCCUUCCAGGCGGGCCUAG